Tyto alba (common barn owl) is the source of this 8541-nucleotide messenger RNA. RefSeq names its product ATR interacting protein (gene ATRIP). Lineage: Eukaryota; Metazoa; Chordata; Aves; Strigiformes; Tytonidae. The transcript is spliced from 13 exons. Gene Ontology annotation, biological process: DNA repair; DNA damage checkpoint signaling. The coding region runs from base 82 to 2580 and encodes 832 amino acids. The record is from RefSeq and is a predicted model, not a curated record.
CAGCGGGUCCGGUCCGUCCCCCGAGCCGGCCGGGGGGGGCCCCAGCGCUGCUCCCCCCCCCUCCCCCCCCCCCCCCCCGCCAUGGCGGCGCAGCCCCCGCCUGGGCCGCGGAAGCGGAGCGGCCCGACGCUGUGCGGGGCGGGCUGGGCCGGGGCCGACCCUCCAGUCGCGGCGGGCCGCGACGGGGCCCUGGAGAACGGCUUCCCGCCCCACAAGCGCCCCAAGAGCUCGGGGGCGGCUGGGCCCGGCGAGGCGCCGGGAGACCCCUUCGGGGACAACGACGACUUCACGGCUGACGACCUGGAGGAGAUCGACAUCCUGGCUUCGCAGGCGCUGUCGCAGGAGGCUGCCGCCGCUCCGUGGGCGGGCCUCCCGAAACACGCGUGGGGUGCCUGCGGGGCGAGCGGCGCCGAGCGGCGGGCGGCCGUGGGGCUGCCCCGGGGGAAGCCGACAGGAGGCAGUACAGAAGAUAGUCUGAUGAGAGAUGCAUUCCAGUUUGAAGUACUGCAAACACAGCAUGAAGAAAUUAAACAGAAGCUGAAAGAAAUGCAGGAUGAAAUUCUUACUAAAAAUGGAGAAAUUAAAAUUUUGCGUGACUCCAUGCAGCAGAUGGAGUGUGCUAUGGAGGAACAGAAAAGAUCAUACAUGCUAUUGGAACAGCAAAAAUCUCAGACCUUAAGUGCAAAAGAAAAAGAGUUCUCCAAAAAGUUACUGUCAUUACAGUCAGAGUUGCAGUUCAAAGAUGCAGAAAUGAAUGAAUUAAGAACAAGACUUCAGAACUGUGAAAGAAAUAAACACGCUACUCAGACGGUUUUAGCGCCAAGCCCUAAAAAGAAUUUUGCAAUACAAGUGAAAUCAGAAGGAUGUUCUCCACAGCCUGGAAGAAGAUCUUUUCCUACGAAGGAAUCCUUCAAUGCUGAAACGUCCAGUAAGCCAUCAUGUUCUUCAGGAAAUCCGACUGCCUCAACUGCUUCAGUCAAAGAAGACAGUAAGAUAACCCAUCCUGAAGUUUUAUCUGUGAAGCAUGAAGCAAUGGGAAAAAACAGUUCCUACAAUUCUGUACCUAAGCGAAACGCACGAGGUUCUAUCUUACUAAAUGCACUGAUGAAACAGCCCAUCGUCCCUGGGUCAUUACUCGGACUCUGUCAUCUUCUUAGCAGUACCUCUGAGCCUCUACCUGGAGCUGUACUGCAGCCUAACUAUUUGGAUAAGAAGUCCACACAACUACCCAACAGCAGGACAACUCAAGAAGAAAUUGCUCCUCCUGUAUCCCUGCAAGAAGCUCAAGAACUUGCAAUAACAGGAUUGAACUUCAUUGCUAUGGACGAAGGAUUAUCUGAAGGAAACCCAACAGAAAGCCAGAGAGAGUUCUUGCACCUCACACGCUGCAAGGUCCGAGGUGCUGUGCAUCUCUUGCCCUUGGUCGAGCACCAUAUUGGUGCAUACUGUCAAGCGGUACAAUUGGCGGACAAGUCAGUGAACGGUUCUUGUGGAAGCCAUUCAGCUGUGUCUUCCAGAACCAACGCAAAUACGGUGUCAAGUAAGGAGGACUUCAGGUUGUCUCUUGAAGAAACUACAGUUAUAUCGCUGGGUGUUCUUUAUUAUUUGGCAUUUUAUAGCUGGGAUGUUGUCCACACAUUGCUGUCUGCUGAAGUGGAAAAAAGUUCUGCUGCUGGAGAUGAACAGGUUUCCAAGAUGGACAAAACUGUGUUGUGUGAUAAUCAGCGUGAUAAUAAAGAAGAUACCAGGACACAAGGAGGGCUGCCCGUAGCCCCACAGGAUGCUUCCAGAAAUGGUCAAACUCCACAUUCUCUGUUUAAAAAGCUGCUUCAGGUUUUAGCUUUUUCUGCUACAAGAGGCUCCCAGACUCAUAGUAUACUGAACCAAAGCCUAAAAGUUUUGGUGAAAUUAGCUGAAAAUUCAACAAUGGACUUGCUAAUAAAUUUUCAGCACUUACUGAGUAGCCAGAUCCUGCUCCAUUGCCUGUGUUCGGAGACCCCUUUGCCUGCUGUCCUUUUGACCGUGCGACUGUUGUCUGUUCUUGCUCAACACCACAUCUUGGUUGCUCAACUUUGUUCUCAUUCAGACACCUGCCUCCUUCUUGCACUGUACAUGUAUAUUACAUCAAGACCAGAUAAAUCAGCAUCUGAAAUGCUUUGGCUUCAGCUGGAACAAGAGACAGUUAGACUCCUGACAAGGUGUAUGCGGUGUUCCAGUCCUGCUGUUUUAUUGCCUGGUACAGACUGCCAGUGUAAUCUUGAGGUGGUUAAGGCACUAAUUAUAAUGUUACAUAGACAGUGGAUGAAGAUUAGAAGAUCUGAGAACAACUUAUGUGCAUAUAAGGAACAAAUUAUCCAGUUUUUACGGGAUGCUGUUUUACUCUUACACAGCCUGUCUCAUAAAGAUAAGCUGUUUCACGAACACUGUUUGGAAGUUCUCCAUCAAUAUGAUCAAGCCAUGCCAGGCAUAAGAGCCAUCCUAAGAAAAACUCAGAAAUUAAGUGCCUGUGAAGAGCUGAUUUUGGAUGAAUUGUAUCCUCCUGAGCCAGAAGCAGAAGAUCACGGAAUGGACUCUAGCUAGCUAACAUCUAGCAAAGAUCUCUGUCCUUCCUCAUCUAAAUCAUAAUAAUCAUUGCCAGUGUAAAUCUGAAAUUUAAAUCAUCUAUUUUAAGUGAUAAUCUAGAAGUUGCACUGAAAUGCAGCACAACUAAGACAUCUCUUUGCUGUGAUUAUUUUAAGUGCCAUCUAAAUGUCACUGAAAGCAAAGAAAUUUUGAUGCAAGAAUUAUACUGCAAUGUACUGUUUUGCUGUGCAAAACCACUCAGUUGCUUAUGACUGGUUCUGUUUAUGAAUUUCAUCCUUUAUGAAAUUGCUGUAAAUGGAAUGGAAAUGUCACUAUUCUCCAUUUUACUGUGAUUACUGCUAAAUUUAUGAUGCUGAAUGUGCUGAGAUGUUUGGGAUCCCUUUGUUCAUGUGAAAGUCCUUUGAACUCAUUUCUUUUGCAGCUGUAACACUUUUCUGCUUGACUACCAAAAUUUUCAUGUUGAUAAACAGUUUACUGUGAUUUUAAAAAACCUUUCUAGAAAUAAGUUAUCGUUGGCACUUCAGUUCCGAGGAAGAAAUUCAAACCCCUGUAAUAAUUACCUGAGUUCACCAUUUUUUCUCAAUUUCAUGAAUCUGCUCGACAUGUAACUGUUAAGAUACCAAAACAAAAAAUACUAGAUUUUUUUUUUUUUUAAAUUUACCUUAGAAGACUAAGAUGGUAACAUUGAGGAGAGAGAGAGAAGGAUAUUUAAGUGUGUGCAGACUGGGUUUUUUUGGUUGUAGUAUCUGGAUAGGCACUGCAGUGAUAAUGUCAUUCCUCAGAUACAGCACUGAGUAUGAGAGGAAGAACUGUUGCUAUACCCUUUUCAGGAAUCUGUCAGCUGUGAUAGCUGCAGGCAUCACCUGAACCUUAGACCCUAAAAAGGGAAGUGUUAGUACUACUAAAAUGAGCUGAGAGGUUUAUAUUUUUUAAAAAUUUGGGAAGAUUUUUCAUUUUUUGAUAGGUAGUUGAUCCAGAACAAGCCUGGCUCCAGGGACAAGGAGGAGGAGGGAUAGUACUACAGUGGGAAGGAAGCCCUUGGAAAAUUGUGAAACAUCCAGUUCUCUGGUCAUAACCCAAAGUGGCUGUGUCCUGCCCUGGCGUGCCUGGGCAAAGAGCCCUACUCCAGUGUGCUGAACAAGCUCUUGACUUGGCUUUCACUUUUGAAGAAAACUUUCCCAGAAAUCACUAUGUGUAAUAAUCCAGCCUCUCCCUAGGGCCAAAGCUCCUGGGCACAAAGCUCCACUCCUAGGGCUAAGCCUUUUCUUUGAGCAACAGCCAGCACAGUUCCACCAGGCAGGGCCUGUUCGUUUGUAAAACACAAGCUGCCAACUGCUCCUCUCAGUAAAAGGUUUCAAGUCCCUUGGGGCACCUGGACAACUGCCAUUUUUCUGCUUAAAUGCAGCAAGGAAGGAUACACAGGCACAUACCAGCACAGCUUUCUGAGUCUGUGUAUGCUUGCGUGGUCACAACCCUAGAACUGCCACCAGGGCACUGGACAAGACGUGCUACAGAAGUUUCAGCAUGAUAUAAAAACAUUUGACUUGUACACUUUAAACAAACAAAAACCCCAAAAAAACAAAACAAAACACAGCACUUUGGGACUAGAGAGAAUAGCUCCUGCCUUACUCAAAACCAAAAUAAACAUUAAGAUAAUUCUUGAAAAAUAGCCCUAUGAGCAGUAGUAAAGCAGUAUCCAGCAGAAUCCUUCUGUGAGGGGCUAACUUGGAGCUGUCCUAACAAUGAUACGAUAGUCAUAAUAUCCCAAAACACAGUGACCUGCCAUCACUGAUCAACUGCUCUAUGCUGUUCUCACCACCUGAUUUCUUUAAACAUAGUUUGAGUUUAUAGAGGUAAGAUGCAUUUAAGCCCCUUUGGCCUAUUCACCCAGAGAAGAAACUGUUAAGUCUGGAUGAAAACCAGUUAAGGAAUCCUAAACUGUUGAAGCAAUUCGGUUAAACAAGCUUUUAUAAAAAAUUCCUGGCGUCAUCUAAAGGGUGUGUGUAUGGCAACUUGGUAAAAGUUACUGAUAAACCUUACAUAAACAGAAGUGUUACCUGUGGAAAAAAAUGCCAGGAAAAUACCCCUAACUGUUCCCUUCUGGCACUGCAUCCCUUCCCAUGCACCCACUGUAACAAACACCCUAACUUGUACAUUUACACUCUGGUUUUCUUCCCACUUUUGACUAAAGUGGUGUCGCCCAGGCUAUAUACAAACAAACCAGCCCAAAAUGCUAUACCUUUACCCGUAGAAAGGACAGUAACAUCAUGGCAUUAGGAAAUUAAACUGUAGCUUUUAAAAAUUAAGGCAUUUUCUGUAAAAUUCCUAAGGAAAAAGGAGGAAAAAGGAAAAAAGAGGCCGCACUCCUAAAGAGAAAAGGUGUACUUACAGAACUGCCAUAAUUCAUUAUUUAUUACAUCAUUUACGGUGACCAAUCUUUUUUCAGGAUUAUUGGAAGUCUACUGAGCUUCAGUAAUUAUUGCCUUUUUACAUUCUGUUGGAAUUUUUUCUUUGGAUUACAGACAUCCAACCAUGUAGGCAACAUCUGAUCAUCCCCUGAAAAAAAACAAGCAUUUUUACAGAUUACGGAACUACUGGUUUACUAUCUUCAUGACCAGAAAGUAACAGAACUCAGACUGUUCUCAUCAGACACUCCUUAAAGAAUUGACAGCAUAGCAGCUCUUUUUUCAAGGCCAGUUUGCAUUUUCCCAACAUGUUAUAGAUAAGUUGUGCCUCUAUUAACUGAGAAAAGGAAUUUACUCUGGCAUCAAGCAGAGUCACAGGACUGAAUAAUGAAGUACUGAGCAACAACAAUAAACACUAGUCAUGUUCUAGAUGUGAUUAUCACAUUCCUCAGUCAGCAGCAGCCACCCAUCUGUUUUCUUGCCCAUGGGGAUGGCAACUAGUUUCCCCUUUGCCGAAAGCUGACCUAAGAAUAGCUGGCUUUUUCCUCCUCACUGAACUGUACUGAGCAGACAGGACUGAAGCUCAGCAGGAGCUGGCUGAAGAAAGGAAUCACCUCUACUGGCUUGCCCAUUACUCGGGCAACCUUGUGCAAAAAGGAUGAGAUCCUUGCUGACUUGUAUUUUAAGAUCUACUGACACUACCCCUUGAACAGUUGCAGAGCAAGAGGUAUUGCAUUGCUAAAUUCAAGGACCUGAGGCACUGCAUGGAUUCAAACACACAGCAGUUUAUUUCUACUGAACCUAUGUACAGAGAGAAAGUAAAUGAUGCUUCACUGACUAAAAUAUUGAGGGAAUUUACACAAGUAACACCUUAUUUUCUACAACUCAUAGAAUUAUUGAAUAGUUAAGGUUGGAAGGGACCUCUGUAGGUCAUCUAGUCCAGCCCAAAUCAAAGCAAACUUCCACAGACAACUGCUCUGUGUCAUUUCAGGCCUCAAAAUACAUUUCUGUAAACCAAGCUGUAAUAGGUGAAGAUGGCAAAUACAAAAUACCCCAUCAUGUAGCAUGCAGCAUCUGACCUGGGUUGUUUUUUUUCAUAUUAAUUCCACUAGUGUGAAUUACUGUUUAAGAAAGUUUAGCCUGUGCUAGACUAUUAGAACAGAAAGUUAAUUUAACCACUGAAUAAAGUUUUUAUGUUACAGUCAGUAAUAUUAUUUAUGAUUAAGGUCAAAUGCAGCAGUAAUCUGCCUGUAAGGAGUGUAUUACCUGCUGUGAAUGUAACAGCAAAUGCAAACUUGCAUCUACCGUGUAAAUUGUUAAAACCUAUGUAUCAAAUUAUAAUUUAACAGUGAUAAGAAAAGGUGGUCUGUAAGCUUUAUAAAGACCUACAAGCCCACUGUGGCUGAAGUUUAUCAAAAUGCUUCCAAGAGCGAGGGCCAACAUGUUCAGUACCAAGUUUAACUGCAAACCGCUAGCAAUGUGCUGAGCACCCUGUCCCUGCAGCAGGUACAUUGAGUUCACUUUGGACUGAUUUUAUAGGUUUUAGUCCUAAAGCUUCUAAGCAAAAUAGUGCUCUGAAUAGCUUGCUCAAGUGGUAACCUGCUUUUGAAAAUAUCUAGGGGGACCAGCUAGUUUAUCUUCAUAUUCCAACAACGUAACUGCGGAGUGUCCUAAACAGAGAUAACACAAACCAGACUGGUUUGGGUUGGUUUGUUUUUCUGUUUUGUUUUUUUUUUUUUUUUUUGGUCUAUGCAUUACUCUCAUUGUGGGUUGGUAUCUUGAGAACGUAGCUGAACAAUUUGUUUGGCUAAAGACCUCCUUUACAGCACAGAUGUGCUGCGAUACCUGUUCAGCAGUCUGUAAAGCAGAUCCUACCUGAUUCCAGGGCCAAAGUAACAUCUGAGAGUGAACCAUGAAAACCAACUGCAAGAUCAAGAAACGUUAGAAUGGAAACUCUCCAGGAACUGCUUUAAAAGCUACUUUGACUGCAGCAAGGAAAAUCGGGUAUCAGAGAUUAAUUUAUACAUAUCUUGAACCGUUCUUCAGCAUUGGUGAAACGAAGAGUGAAACAGCUGCUCAACUUGUCAGCUUGCAGGAGAGGAGGGAUGGCACGGAGAUGGAAAUGGCAUCGCUUCCAAACCCGUGCCCCACGCUGCAGCCCCAGGGGAACCAGAGAGGGCCUGUGCUGCACUGCGCCGGGCAGUGCCGCCUCACUAUCCAGUACUGACAAAAGGAGUUAGCCGUGUCUUAAACCUAAAGAAAUCACUUUACAACAGAAGGGCAUCCCUUAUAACGUGGCUAACUCGCCCUUAGUGGAGACUGCCAUAAAAAGGUAAAGCAGAGGAGACUACUCCAUCAACACAGAUGCCCAAGCUCUUUAAAGGAUAAAAUAUUUUCUUCAGCUUUAUCUCACCUUUAACAGGUUUAACUUGCACACUUUUUCUCCCUCCUAUACAACUUGAAAGGUGUAAAUCUGACCAGGUUCCUGUGAUACAGGCUAUACAAGUAGAUGAGGUCAAACAGUAAUCAGAGGGAAAAAAAUAGGCCCCAAACCACUGGCUAAAGCAAACCUGGCAAGUCAGCAUACAUGCUUAGAUAUGAUCCUAAUCUUCCACACUUUAAAAAAAAAAAAAAAAAAAAAAAAAAAGAGAGAAUUGCUUGUUUGGCAAUUAUUGCUCAUUUUUCCCUCCUUUGUGUUCAGCUUCUCCAUGCAACCCUGCCAUGGGUUUUAAGAUGCAUGCCAAGUUUUGUUCUGGAAAAAGUCACACUAUCAUAAACAACUGCUGAUUAAAAGUUACGGAAACGUAACCAGCAUUAUUCCUCACCCCGAGCUCUCAACUUUUUAGUUCAGCAGUUUGCUCUCCUAUAUGGUAUUUUGCUGCAAUUUUAGAGGGUGAAGGUACCUUUGAAGCCCUAUGUGCUCGUUAAAGGAAAUAUGAAGUUUUUAAACAAAACACUACAUUCCUCAGAUUUGUGUGCAGAGAAGGGAAGGCACACAGCUUUUCUCUGAACAGAAGGAGGCUUCUCUGCAUGUCACUUCUCAAAUUCAGCCAUCUUGCACAGAUCCAUCUGCUAAAAAGUCAUGGGGGAAAAAAAAAAAAAAAAACAGAUGAACUAAAAAGUAGUGGCAACAAAAAUGUCAGAAACAACUCUGCAUUCUCCUGGUAUAAUUUCUAGCCCACACAUUAAUUUUAGUUGUCUUCUACAUUGAGGUUUUGGAGGAUACAUUAUGUCUGCUGUCUCCAGUUAAAGGAUAGAAAUUCUGAUGAAGAAUGUGAAAUAAAAUUGUAAGUGAAAUGAUCUAUAUUUCAUCUGCAACACAUUAUCAGCCUGCAGCUGAAACUCCAACAAAUUCAAUUAGUAACAUUGCAAAACUACCUGAUUACUCCAUGAUAAACAACUCUUUCAGAACAAGUUUGGGUGGGGGAUUGGGCUUUUUUUCUUUUUGAAUGUUGUCAUUCCCUUCCCUCCUGCACCUUUUUUAAAUCCUGCAUUGGAAACUUAGCUGGCAAUUCAAGGUAAUAAAGAUUAUAUACUGAACAUUCUCAACUAA